Messenger RNA from Gloeophyllum trabeum ATCC 11539, 1071 nucleotides. RefSeq lists its product as uncharacterized. The transcript has 3 exons. The record is from RefSeq and is a predicted model, not a curated record. NCBI's taxonomy places the organism in Eukaryota, Fungi, Basidiomycota, Agaricomycetes, Gloeophyllales, Gloeophyllaceae. Bases 1 to 1071 code for a protein of 356 amino acids.
AUGCCUGCCCGCAUUGCCCGCUCUGCUCCUCCUCGCAAUGGUAAUGCGAAUCGCCUGGAUUAUUCUCGCUCUCGCUCUCACCUCUCUAAUAACGACCGUGUUGAUCUCUACCACAAAUUUUCUUCCGAAAAGCUUAAACAAACUGUGCACCGUCAGGUCGCAGGCGCGGAAGCUGCCAAGUCGGUCCAUGGACCAGUGGAUAUUGAUUCCUUUCUGGAAAUCGACUGCUUCCCGGGGAUGAAGGUUUGCGGUGUGAAGAACGAGAGAGUAGUCAAUAUUACUGACUUGCUAUGCCGCGUCGACCCAAUAAUUAUUGGAGCCAGCAAACGGUCCGAACGACUGAUGUAUACACCUCUGGCUGAUGCGCUAAAUGAAAUUGCCAAGAAGGCCGUUACAGGUCGUCCCUUGCCUGUAAAGUUCGACGUUUGUGGAGACCUACGCCCGGCAGAGGAGAUUGGCGGUUUCCGAACUACACCCGACCUAUCCAUCCAACCACAGAGAAAACGUAAGAACAACGGUUCUUCGAGCGACUACUGGGCUCGCGGACUGGGCGUAAUAGAGGUGAAGGCCACGGAGCAAGAGGAUCCGUGGUACCAGAGGGUGUCGACAAGCGCGGGAGAACAUGAAUUCACCGAGGUGCAGUUGAAGACGUGGAAUCAGAUCCAGGAAUAUGCCGUCAUGGCGUACCGAGCCGUCCCCCGCUGCUUCCUCCUCGGCAUGGGUUUCUUUGGUGACGUCGUCCGUUUCUUCCGAUGGGACAGAUCGUCCGCCAUUGUCUCUGAUCCCGUAUACUAUAAACUCGACCCUGCUCCGUUGAUCACAUUCGUCGUCGGCCUCGCCAAGUUUGCCAAUAGCGGGAUCGACAGGACGGCGCAUGCGAGUCUCGGUACCAAGGCUGAACUUGCGCUCGUUCACAGCUGCUACGACGAGGCGGUGCAUCUUGGGAUCCUGUUGGAGUAUACGCCACGUCGCGACGGAGACACCUUAGAUGGCGAGAGCACCCGCAUCCAGGUCCAUCCGUGGACGUGGAACUCUAGUCUGGCUCGCGAAGAGAGCCGGCCGGAGCGAUGA